GCGCUGGCGAGAGCGGUCCGCGAGGGCUGGAGGCGGCGGCGGCUCCGCCCUGCCUGUCCCCCGCUGCAGACGAGUAGCCGCAGCCAAGAGGUUUCGUGCGUCCCGCCGCCUCCGAGUGACCCCGGGCAGCGCGGUUCCUGCCCUUCCACUGCUGCGCCUCCCUCGCCCGGAGACGCGCGAGAGGAGGGGCCCCUAGAGACCGGGCCACCUGCCCCGCCGCAGCCCGGAGAGCCCAGCCCAGCGCGGCUCGUUGCUCCUGCGGGAGGAGCAGAGACGCCCCGUGGGGGCGCCCCCGCGGCGCUCGCCUCUUGCUUGGCUGUCGCUGCUCGCCACCUCCCGGCGUGGGACUCGGGCGGGAGGCGCAACCCGCCAAAGGGCCGAGGGCGUCGUUUCCCCGGCUGCGGCGAGCGGACCAUGGCCGGCUGCUGCUUAUCCGCGGAGGAGAGAGAGUCGCUGCGGAUCAGCGCGGAGAUUGAGCGGCAGCUGCGCAAGGACGCGCGCAAGGAGCUCAAGCUGCUGCUGCUGGGCACAGGAGAAAGUGGAAAGACUACCUUUAUUAAACAGAUGAGGAUUAUUCAUGGGUCAGGUUUCACAGAUGAAGAUAGAAAAGGCUUCUCAAAACUGGUUUAUCAAAACAUAUUUACAGCUAUACAAUCUCUGAUCAAGGCAAUGAACACUCUAAACAUACAGUACACAUCUGAGCAAAACAAGGAAAAUGCUCUGAUGAUCAGAGAAGUAGAGGUGGACAAAGUAACAUCACUGGAAAGAAAACAAGCGGAAGCAAUCAAGCAGCUCUGGGCAGACCCAGGAAUCCAAGAAUGUUAUGAUAGACGGAGAGAAUACCAGCUCUCGGACUCUGCCAAAUAUUACCUUACUGACAUUGAUCGUAUUGCCAUGCCCUCAUUUGUGCCAACUCAGCAAGAUGUUCUCAGAGUAAGAGUGCCUACCACUGGAAUUGUUGAGUAUCCCUUUGAUUUAGAAAACGUUAUCUUUAGAAUAGUGGAUGUAGGAGGCCAGAGGUCUGAAAGAAGGAAAUGGAUUCACUGUUUUGAAAAUGUUACCUCCAUCAUUUUCUUAGCUGCAUUAAGUGAAUACGACCAGGUCCUGGCUGAAUGUGAUGAGAAUCGAAUGAAAGAAAGCAAUGCCUUAUUUCGCUCAAUCAUCAGAUACCAAUGGUUUCGGAACUCUUCAGUCAUUCUUUUCUUAAACAAAAAAGAUCUUCUAGAAGAAAAAAUCAUGCACUCCCAUCUCAUCAGCUAUUUCCCAGAAUACACAGGACCUAAACAAGAUGUGAAAGCUGCCAGAGAAUUCAUUUUGAAACUGUACCAGGACCAGAAUCCAGAUGAUGAAAAAGUAAUCUAUUCCCACUUCACUUGUGCCACAGACACAGAGAAUAUCCGCUUUGUCUUUGCUGCUGUCAAAGACACUAUCCUACAACUAAACCUGAGGGAGUUCAACCUGGUGUAAAGGAGAAAUACUGCUUGGAUCCACCAUCAUCAACACAGCACAGACUUAAUAAAAGACACACAAAAUAGUUGUGUUCUUUUAAACAAUUUACUUACAGAAAGAGGCUAUUCCUGUAGCUAUUUACUGAAGAGAAGGGGACUAACAGAACUUUAAAGAACUUCCAAUGUUUACAGUUUUGUUUUAAAUUAUACGUUUUAAAUAUGGAGUUUAUAUUUCCCUCUUUAAUUGUGGCUGUGAGGGUGUGUGUGUGUGGGUGUUUUUUUUUUUAAGACAACUGUGGUUCAAAGGAUACUUAAAAAUAAUGUUCUAGAACCAUAUAUAAAUCCAUUGCCAUUCAUCUGGUAUUUUCUUAGGGUUUUUAUUGAAUUUCAUAAUCAUUACAAUUAUAGAAGGAAAUUUUAACCUGAGAUGCCUUAGGAAUCGAUAAAGCGAUGCAAUUUUAGAAUGCUAGAUACUCUAAGAUUUGUCAUAAAUUAGAAUGAGCUAUUUGCAUUUUAAUGAAUUUGAGGCCAUAUUAAAUUUAUCAUUGGGAUUUUUAUGUUGGAAGUAUCUUUGGUAGGCAACAUACCAAAAUCUUAAUAGUGUCUUGUACAGUAUUGCAGAUAAUAUCAAAGAGCCUUCAUUUCUGUUUUCAAUGUCGGGGUAUCACCAGCACUUGCAAUUCACUUGGGGUUAGAAACCUCAUCUAUGUGAUUCCUCUGAAAACCAUAGGAAGAAUAAGACUAAGGCUGCCAUCCUUGAGGAUGGCAGUUACAUGUGCUAAACUGUCCACUAAAUUGCUCAUUUCCAUUAUAGAACUUAUUCCUUUCUACAACCCCACUUUUCAUCAACCCCGUAUUUGGUUUUUACAGGCAAGUGUAGGAGGCAUUGCUAGCCUUUCAACCACCCCAGAGUACAGGCAGUCCCCCAGUUAUGCAGAUCUGACUUACGUCGGAUCCGCAGUUACAAACGGGGAUUU
Messenger RNA from Pelodiscus sinensis (Chinese soft-shelled turtle), 2425 nucleotides. Its product is annotated as guanine nucleotide-binding protein subunit alpha-14. The record is from RefSeq and is a predicted model, not a curated record. Gene Ontology annotation, cellular component: heterotrimeric G-protein complex; cytoplasm. Gene Ontology annotation, biological process: adenylate cyclase-modulating G protein-coupled receptor signaling pathway; phospholipase C-activating dopamine receptor signaling pathway. Lineage: Eukaryota; Metazoa; Chordata; Testudines; Trionychidae. Gene Ontology annotation, molecular function: G protein-coupled receptor binding; guanyl nucleotide binding; GTPase activity.